AUGACAGAAAGAAAGAGUUCGAUCAAAUUAAGUAAAUUUUUCAAUUUAUCUUCAACAAGUUUAUCAAGUUUAACUCAUUUAAAGAAUGAUUCAAAGAACGAGAAGAAUGAUAAAGAAAAGGAUAAAGCAGAUACUUUGAAUUUGAAUUUUCAGAAGAAGAUGAAUCUUUUAAAAGUAGAUGAGAAAUUGAAUAAUUUACAAUCUAGUACAGGUACUACAUUGAAUGAUUCAAACCAAUCAUCAUCAAACUUAGUAUCAUCUAAUGUUUCAUCAUCAAAUAUAUCCACUAACCCUUCAAAUAUGAUAGGAAACAAAACCGAUUUGAUGAAUAUUGAUGAGAACGAAUCACUCCCGAUUUCAUCGCCACCUAUGAAUCCUUCUCCAGGAAAUCCUUCCCAAGUUAACUUAACUCACAUCAGUUCCAAAAAUAACAGUUCAAGCAAUAUAAGAUCAAGAACUUCUUCGCCCCCAAUGUCAAGAUCCAAUUCUAUGACUACGACUACAAAACCAAGGUUCAGAAUGUUAGAUAAUGGUUUACAUGAACAUAAUUUAAGAUCAGCUAAACGUCAAGAGAAGUUAUCAAACAUGUUAAAAGAUCUUUUAGGAGCUAAAAAAUUAAGAGAUGAGGCUAAGUCAGCCGUGCCUAAUAUUUUAGGUGAGAAUAUUUCUCCUUCACAAUCUCAAAUUAAUUUACCUUUACCAGAAUCGGAUAAGGAUUCAAGUAAAGCCAAACAACCUCCAACUUUAUUUGCCGGAUUAGUAAACCAUGUAAAAAAUUAUAGUCCUGAAACUUCCAGUAUUGAUCAAUCAUUUGUUGAAAAAUAUGGUAGAUGUCAAGAAGUCAUUGGUAAAGGAUCAUAUGGUACCGUUAGAAUCAGUCAUAAGAAAUUGGGUACCAGCGAUGAUGAUGAAAUACUAUAUGCCGUCAAAGAAUUCAAAAGAAAUGCUAAUGAAAGUGAGAAGAAAUACAAUAGAAGACUUACCUCCGAAUUUUGUAUUUCAUCAUCUUUAAAGAAUAUCAAUAUCAUUGAUACAUUAGAUUUGUUAAAAGAUGCAAAAGGCGAUUAUGUUGAAGUAAUGGAAUUUUGCCCUGGUGGUGAUCUUUAUACUUUGAUUAUAGCGAGUGGUAAAUUGGAAUAUGCUGAAGCUGAUUGUUUUUUCAAACAAUUAAUCAAAGGGGUUAAUUACAUGCAUGACAUGGGCGUUAGUCAUAGAGAUUUGAAACCUGAAAACUUGUUAUUAACCCAAAAUGGAAUUUUAAAAAUCACUGAUUUUGGUAAUUCAGAAUGUUUUAGAAUGGCUUGGGAGCAAAAUAUUCAAUUAUCUCAAGGUAUUUGUGGUUCUUCACCUUAUAUUGCACCUGAAGAAUUUACUGAUUCCGAAUUCGAUCCUCGAGGUGUCGAUAUUUGGAGUUGUGGUGUUAUAUACAUGGCAAUGAGAACUGGUAGACAAUUAUGGCAAAUAGCUAAAGAGUCUGAUGAAUUUUUCAAAGAAUAUUUGAUUAAAAGAAAAAAUUCCACAGGUUACGAACCUAUCGAGAACUUAAAGAGAGCUAGAUGCAGAAAUGUUAUAUAUUCAAUCUUAGACCCAAAACCUGGUAGAAGAAUCACGGGUAAACAAAUUUUAAGUAGUGAAUGGGGUAGAGAAAUCAAAUUAUGUUGUGCAGCUCAAGGUAAGUAA
Yamadazyma jaroonii is the source of this 1680-nucleotide messenger RNA. NCBI's taxonomy places the organism in Eukaryota, Fungi, Ascomycota, Pichiomycetes, Serinales, Debaryomycetaceae. The record is from the annotation of a GenBank genome assembly.